UUUAGGUUCUGUAUCAAUAAAUGGCUCCGCUCCACAGAGCAUAUCGAACUUUGCUCCUUCAGUUCCCAGUGGAUACACUAUAUCUCCAAGUAACCCAAGGAUAAGGCUUACAAGCUCAGGAGAACUAGAGACUGAUGAACUUGGACCAGAAGACUCUGGAACAUACACUUUCAGUUCGCCUGAUCUUGGAGGAGCUACACUUAGCAUCGGUGUUAAUGUACUUGGAAUUGCACAUGUCAUCAGCAUCAGUGGUCCACAGACAGUGCCUUCAGGCAGUUCAGUUGAUAUCAGUGUCGUACCUGGUGGUACUCCUGACUUUACGUAUCAAUGGUUUAGAAAUGGAAUGGCCAUACCUGGUGAAACAGGCUCCACUCUUAGUAUCCGAAACAUUAGAACUACUGAUAUUGGUUUAUACAGCUGUACGGUAAGUAACUCUAGAGGAAGUGCUAACUCCAGCAGUACAGCAAUCAGUGUGACAAGUUCUGUAUCAAUAAAUGGCUCCGCUCCACAGAGCAUAUCGAACUUUGCUCCUUCAGUUCCCAGUGGAUACACUAUAUCUCCAAGUAACCCAAGGAUAAGACUUACAAGCUCAGGAGAACUAGUGACUGAUGAACUUGGACCAGAAGACUCUGGAACAUACACAUUCACUUCACCUGAUCUUGGAGGAGCUACACUUAGCAUCGGUCUUAAUGUUCUUGGGCCAGCACAUGUCAUCAGCAUUAGUGGUCCACAGACAGUGCCUUCAGGCAGUUCAGUUGAUAUCAGUGUGGUAGCUGGUGGUAGUCCUGAUUUUACGUAUCAAUGGUUUAGAAAUGGAAUGGCCAUACCUGGUGAAACAGGCUCCACUCUUAGUAUCCGAAACAUCAACACUACUAAUAUUGGUUUAUACAGCUGUACGGUAAGUAACUCUAGAGGAAGUGCUAACUCCAGCAGUACAGCAAUCAGUGUGACAAGUUCUGUAUCAAUAAAUGGUUUGAGUCCACAAAAUAUAUCGAACUUUGCUCCUUCAGUUCCCAGUGGAUACACUAUAUCUCCAAGUAACCCAAGGAUAAGGCUUACAAGUUCAGGAGAACUAAUGACUGAUGAACUUGGACCAGAAGACACUGGAACAUACAAUUUCACUUCACCUGAUCUUGGAGGAGCUACACUUACCAUCAGUCUUAAUUUUUUUGCUCCAGCAUAUAUCAUUAGCAUCAGUGGUCCACAGACAGUGUCUUCAGGCAGUUCAGUUAAUAUCAGUGUGGUAGCUGGUGGUACGCCUACUGAAAUUAAUUAUCAAUGGUUUAGGAAUGGAAUGGCCAUACCUGGUGAAACGGGUUCCACUCUUAGUAUCCGAAAUGUCAGCACUACUGAUAUUGGUUUAUACAGCUGUACACCAAGUAACUCUAGAGGAAGUGCUAACUCCAGCAGUACAACAAUCAGUGUGACAAGUUCUGUAUCAAUAAAUGGCUUGAAUCCACAAAACAUAUCGAACUUUGCUCCUUCAGUUCCCAGUGGAUACACUAUAUCUCCAAGUAACCCAAGGAUAAGACUUACAAGCUCAGGAGAACUAGUGACUGAUGAGCUUGGACCAGAAGACACUGGAACAUACAAUUUCACUUCACCUGAUCUUGGAGGAGCUACACUUACCAUCAGUGUUAAUUUUUUUGCUCCAGCAUAUAUCAUUAGCAUCAGUGAGCCACAGACAGUGUCUUCAGGCAGUUCAGUUAAUAUCAGUGUGGUAGCUGGUGGUACGCCUACUGAAAUUACUUAUCAAUGGUUUAGGAAUGGAAUGGCCAUACCUGGUGAAAUGGGUUCUACUCUUAGUAUCCGAAAUGUCAGCACUACUGAUAUUGGUUUAUACAGCUGUACACCAAGUAACUCUAGAGGAAGUGCUAACUCCAGCAGUACGGCAAUCAGUGUGACGAGUUCUGUAUCAAUAAAUGGUUUGAAUCCACAAAACAUAUCAAACUUUGCUCCUUCAGUUCCCAGUGGAUACACUAUAUCUCCAAGUAACCCAAGGAUAAGACUUACAAGCUCAGGAGAACUAGUGACUGAUGAACUUGGACCAGAAGACUCUGGAACAUACACUUUCACUUCACCUGAUCUUGGAGGAGCUACACUUACCAUCAGUCUUAAUUUUUUUGCUCCAGCAUAUAUCAUUAGCAUCAGUGGUCCACAGACAGUGUCUUCAGGCAGUUCAGUUAAUAUCAGUGUGAUAGCUGGUGGUACACCUACUGAAAUUACUUAUCAAUGGUUUAGGAAUGGAAUGGCCAUACCUGGUGAAACAGGCUCCACUCUUAGUAUCCGAAACAUCAACACUACUGAUAUUGGUUUAUACAGCUGUACACCAAGUAACUCUAGAGGAAGUGCUAACUCCAGCAGUACAGUAAUCAGUGUGACAAGCUCUCUAUCAAUAAAUCAUUCUGCUCCACAGAGCAUAUCAAAUUUUGCUCCUUCAGUUCCCAGUGGAUACACUAUAUCUCCAAGUAACCCAAGGAUAAGACUUACAAGCUCAGGAGAACUAGUAACUGAUGAACUUGGACCAGAAGACUCUGGAACAUACACUUUCACUUCGCCUGAUCUUGGAGGAGCUACACUUAGCAUCAGUGUUAAUGUACUUGGACCUGCAUAUAUCAUUAGCAUCAGUGGCCCACAGACAGUGUCUUCAGGCAGUUCAGUUGAUAUCAGUGUGGUAGCUGGUGGUAUUCCUACAGACUUUACGUAUCAAUGGUUUAGGAAUGGAAAGGCCAUACCUGGUGAAACAGGCUCCACUCUUAGUAUCCGAAACAUCAACACUACUGAUAUUGGUUUAUACAGCUGUACGGUAAGUAACUCUAGAGGAAGUGCUAACUCCAGCAGUACAGCAAUCAGUGUGACAAGUUUUCUAUCAAUAAAUGGUUUAAAUCGACAAAGGAUAUCAAAUUUUGCUCCUUCAGUUCCCAGUGGAUACACUAUAUCUCCAAGUAACCCAAGGAUAAGACUUACAAGCUCAGGAGAACUAGUGACUGAUGAACUUAGACCAGAAGACUCUGGAACAUACACUUUCAGUUCGCCUGAUCUUGGAGGAGCUACACUUACCAUUAGUAUUAAUGUAUCUAUUCCUACACCACCAUCAAGCACUAUUGAAGGAUUGCUUGGUAGAAGAAUUGUUAUUCCUUGUGGCAACACAGUUAUAGCAACAGGAUAUGAAUGGUCGAAAGAUGGUGUAAAGCUUGUUGGGGAAAACACAUCGAGCCUGGUUCUGCUAAAUGCAUCAUAUGAUCAUGUUGGCUUCUAUCAUUGCUUUGCAUCCCAUAGCAAUGGUGUGGCUUCAUCAAAGAUUGAAUUAAACAUCAAAGGUUCAAGGACUCUGGAUUGGCUGACUCCAAUUCGCCUCUCUCUAUUCCCUUCUGUCAGGGAAGCUUACAACUGCAGUCCACUCCCUUCAUUCAUUGUUACAGCAUCUGGUCAUCUAACCACAACGGGUCUCACGCUAAGGGACUCUGGGAAUUUCUCUUGUCGCAAUAAGGACAUAAAUGGGACGCUAAAACUCCAAUUGACAGUUCGAGGUUUCCGCCCUUUUACGCCAAGAAUAACAGUUGUAAGGAUUCAUGAUCGUUUGAAUCAGUACUUUUACGUCGAAUGGACUCAACAGAUAACACCAAAGCGACCAGUACGUAACUAUACACUAUAUUGGAGGGUGACCAAUAGCAAUCGAGGCACUACUGAUAAGAGACAGCUUGGACCUGAUGAUAUCCACAGCGUCGUUACAACCAAUAAUUCGUAUUUUCUCUCAUACGAACCCAAUGAAAUCUUCAAUCUUACUGUUUCCGCAUCUAACGUCGUUGGUGAUAGUCCUCUUAGCGAAGAGCACAUAUUUAUUGUUAACGAUCAUAUUUCAGAGCCAGUCUCUGGUGCUGAACCCUUCCCCUUGUGGAUUAUCUUGUUGAUAGUUUUCAUCUCCCUCCUCAUUUGCUGCAUAUGCUGUAUAUGCUGCUUCAUUUGCUUCUGCUGUCUGUGUGCCAGAAAGAAAAGGGACUAUGACCCUGAAGAACACGAGAGGAAGUAUUCUACUGAGCUUGCAGCAUAUCGUAAGAAAGGAGAAGAUGAGGAUGAGGGCAGUAGCAGCGAUGAUGAUGAUAGUGCUGCUUCAAUAAAAGAAGAUAAUAUCGAUGAUGACAAUGCAUCAUCUCCAGUCUAACCGUUAAGGACAUAACAAUUUUUAUCAUCAAUCAAACCCAUUUCAUAUAAUUCUAUUUAAAAAAAUUUAAUAAUAAUAUUAUUAUGAUGUUUUUUUUUGCAAUCAAUUUUAGAAUCAUUAAUUUUUAGAUAAUAA
This is a messenger RNA of Amphimedon queenslandica, 4297 nucleotides long. Its product is annotated as hemicentin-2-like. Gene Ontology annotation, biological process: cell-cell adhesion. The transcript is spliced from 17 exons. NCBI's taxonomy places the organism in Eukaryota, Metazoa, Porifera, Demospongiae, Haplosclerida, Niphatidae. The record is from RefSeq and is a predicted model, not a curated record. Gene Ontology annotation, molecular function: protein binding. The coding region runs from base 344 to 4162 and encodes 1272 amino acids.